This is a messenger RNA of Drosophila kikkawai, 739 nucleotides long. RefSeq lists its product as uncharacterized. The record is from RefSeq and is a predicted model, not a curated record. NCBI's taxonomy places the organism in Eukaryota, Metazoa, Arthropoda, Insecta, Diptera, Drosophilidae.
AACUUUGCUAAAACUCAGUUCAGUUUACAUUCUCGUACAGAACGCUACGCAGCCGAAAAUAAAAAACAAUAUUCAAUAUAUAAGAACGAAAAUAUAUAGAAAUCUAAAUAUAUUUCCACAAGGAAAUUUAGUGUUUGAAAAGAAACGUGAAAGAAGCCCCGAAAAGAUGUUCAACUAUACAAAGAUCCUGGCCGAGCAGCUGGGAUUUCCAGAGGAUAGACUUGCCGUUUUGGCUGGAUUUGGUGGCUUCGUGGGAGGUCUGCGUCCUGCCCACAAGGCGCUAAUGUGUGUGGGCGCUGCCACUGUGGCCUGUAUGCUGGUGGGUCUAACGGUCAAGUCGCUCAAGAAACGUGGAAAGGCAAGCGGAAACGGAAACAAAAAUGAUAAAGGGCUCGACGACAACGACGAAGCUACUGGUUGCAAAAGGCAGCGCAUGUCCAUCAAUAUAGUGAGUGGAUCGCAGCUUGGACCCAAUGUGGAGGCCAUGGGCAUGGACAAGGAUACCUUGCCGCCACAGGAUCCGCUGCAGGUGGAUCAGGGACUCGGCGAGGAGGAUACCAUCGCUGUUAUAUGGUAGUGGGAGGAACGGAACCAUAAGUUAAUCUUAAAACAAAUAUGAUAAAUAUCAUUUAACUUCAUAUAUUUUGUAAUUCGUAAAGCCCUCUUGCUACCUGAAAUCUUGCUACCAAUGUUGACCAAUUAAAACCUCACACAAAGACGGUGGCGUCCUGUUACCAAA